ACCUGAAAACUGUACAAGACUACACUUGCAGACGCACCGUCAUUUGAUAGUGUAUUGUGAGGCCAGUACCGUAUAGGUUGUAGCAAUUCACACGGAUACAAAGGUUGAAUAGACCGCCGAGCUACUACAUCUGUGACUGUUCUUCUGCGACUCAUCUUGAGCGAUUUUCAUGAGGCUUGGCUGAGUGGUAGUAAUUAAAUUCCUGUAUCCUUCGGAAAGUGGAUGGUACGAUGUACCAUCCGUAGAUAUUAUUAGUACUUGUUGGUAACUAUUGAUUACAUUAAAACGACACGAGUCUGUCUUAUAUAUCCCGUUGCCGUCGAGCUACAUCAUUAGCUUAUAAGGGACAGCACGUCCUCAGUCCCAGCUCAAUAGAUAAAUUAGUUUUCUCUGGUUGGUAAAAGUGCAAACAGACGACACGGUUAUCUACGACGGCUGUGCUUGAUACACUGAAUUAGCUCAUUUAAUAUGGCGGGAAACGCCAAUCUACACAACAACAUUAAUAAUAUGUCGUUCAACGCCGGUCAAGAACUGAGUGGCAAUAUGUCUGGCGAGAUUAUUUCGCGAGGUAGACGAAACACAGGGCCAGCAGCACCCACACACAGAUACUCUACUCCUAUGCUGAACUUUAAUCCGCAAGGUGGUAUUGGCAUGGGACAGGCUCACAACCAUCCAGGUGCACCUAAUAAUGCAAAUGGGGCCGGAUUCGGGGGGCAAAUAGACAAAUUCGAUAUACUCGGCAAUCAGAUGCAGCAAAGGGUCGGCGUCCAGGGACAACAAGGCAUGCGCAGAUCAGCGAGUGUGGAGGAUCACAACCUCUUAAUGAUGAGCCAGCAGAAUGCUGCCGUUGCAGGUAUGACACACAGUCAACAACAACAGAUGCUGCAUGCCCAAGCCCAAGCCCAAGCUCAGGCACAGGCACAGGCGCAAGCUAUGGGCAGUAACAAAAACCAAAUACUGGGGCAAGGUGUACGGGCAACCCCCUAUGGUAUUCGGCGUACUGGGAGUCUGUCCAGCAUAAACGGUGCCAAAAACGACGAGUUAAUACGCAUGCUGGCCAGUGCGAAUUCCAACGACGCUGGAAGCAACUCCAACUCGGGCACUAAUCUCAGCGGCGUCUCACAGUUUGAGCAGUUGCUGUACCAAACGCAACACAGCUCACAACAGCUACAGCAACAACAACCGGAUUUGGUUACCAUGGCGAUGAAUAGCCGCACCUCGCGAUCAGCAGCCGGGACACCCCUUACUAGGCGAGUGAGCCUGGGUAGUCAAGACCGGUCAAACAGCGGUAUGAACGGGACGAUGGCCGCGGGAAAAAGUGGGAGCCUCACACAGCCCCAACUACAGCGCCAACAGCUCGCAAACUCUAUAGAGUCUGUGGGUGGUAAUAGUGGCGGUGGGAGCGGCAGUGGUAUUGGUCCUGGCCCCGGACAGUUACGAGAACGCGGGUUGCCAUCGAGCUUCUUCCGGGCGGGCAAGCGAAAUAGUGGUCAGGGUUCUGGUGCGAAUAGUGCAGGCGGGAGCAGUGUAUCUAUAGGCUCCCCUAAAAACAGCGCCUUCCGAGUUAACAGCGUACCGCAACAAAGCAACAACAGCAGCAGCAACCUGCAGAACAACGGACAGACUAUGAAUGCCAGCAGUGGUCCGUACCCUAUGGGCAAUAAUGUGGUCCGUACCUCCAGUCAAGGCAGCAGUGUCCCGGACGGGUCACCCGGUGGUAGUAACUUGACAUCAUUAUCUGGACCUCAACCUGGUUUAUGGACUCUCCCCGAGACUGAUAUGGAAGUCGAAAACCUCAAUGACUUGAAG
Messenger RNA from Sphaeroforma arctica JP610, 1809 nucleotides. RefSeq lists its product as hypothetical. The annotation marks the transcript as partial. The record is from RefSeq and is a predicted model, not a curated record. NCBI's taxonomy places the organism in Eukaryota, Ichthyosporea, Ichthyophonida. The transcript has a single exon.